CAACAGUAACUGACCCGCAACUCUCUCGGCCUUUAAAUGCCCACUACCCUCCCACCUUCUCACACUACAACGUCUCUCCCACUCUCCAAUUUCUGAAAAACCAGAGGGAAGAGAAACCCGACUAAUUUCUCAGAGAAAAACCAACCCUCCAUGGCCAAGAAGAAGAAGGGCGGCGGCGGCGGCGACAAUAACGCCGGCAACACCGCCAGCAACGACGGGGGUGAGAAGAAGAAGGGCGACGGAGGUGAGAAGAAGGAGGAAACCCCCAUCACUGUAAUCCUGAAGAUUGACAUGCACUGUGAGGGCUGCGCUACCAAGAUUGUCAAACGCGUCAAAGGUUUUGCAGGGGUGGAGACAGUGAAGUCAGAGAGCCAGGCGAACAAGCUGACGGUGGUCGGGAAAGUGGACCCCACCACGCUCCGGGACAAGCUCGCCGCCAAGACCAAUAAGAAGGUCGACCUCGUCUCCCCCCAGCCCAAAAAGGACAACAAAGACGACGGCGGCGACGCCAAGAAAAAGCCGCCGGAGAAAUCCAACGACGACAAAAAAACCAAAGAGCCUCCGGUGACGACCGCGGUUCUGAAGCUGAACCUCCACUGCCAGGGAUGCAUCCAGAAGAUCCACAAGACCGUCACCAAGACGAAAGGGUUCACCGAGAUGAGCAUCGACAAGGAGAAGGAGCUGCUGACGGUGAAGGGCUCGAUGGACAUGAAGGUUCUGGCCGAGAGCUUGAAGGAGAAGCUGAAGAGGUCCGUCGACAUUGUCCCGCCGAAGAAAGAGAAGGAGAAGGGCGAAAAUAACGGCGGAGGCGGAGGUGGCGGCGGGGAUAAGAAGAAAAAGGAAGGGGAGGAGGGAAAGGAGGGUGGGAAACUUGAGGGGAACAGGAUGGAUUUUCCUCCGGGUCCGACCGGGUACGGGCAGCAGAUUCCAUACGUGAUGCCAUACGGGCCUGGAUACGGAGCACCCGGAUACCCGAUUCCGCCCCCACCGAUGUACAUUGGCAACCCGCCGGAGAUGUUCAGCGAUGAGAACCCUAAUGCCUGCUCAAUUAUGUGAAGAAAUUGCUGAAUUAAGAAGGGAUUAGAGUUAAUAAGAAGUUGAUAUGAAGAAGACCAAGAGAAGAAAAAACAAGAACUGUAAAUAAGAGAAUAGACAGGGGUAGAUGUGAGAUAAAUUUUGGUGGGGCGGGUUCGUCUCUGAACCGGUUUGGUUAGUAGAAAUUAGAAUAUGCUGUUUUUGGAUUCCCUUCUGAUGUUAGUUUUGGAACACUACGAUUUGUUUUUGUUGUUAAUCCUACGGUUGUGAUCUGGUUUAAUGAUGCUAUUGUUGGUUACAAUUUCAAGUUUCUACU
Molecule: messenger RNA, 1351 nt
Organism: Malus domestica (apple)
Lineage: Eukaryota; Viridiplantae; Streptophyta; Magnoliopsida; Rosales; Rosaceae
Product: heavy metal-associated isoprenylated plant protein 3
Molecular function (GO): metal ion binding
Source: RefSeq, a predicted model, not a curated record